Messenger RNA from Hemibagrus wyckioides, 3430 nucleotides. RefSeq names its product VPS35 retromer complex component (gene vps35). The record is from RefSeq and is a predicted model, not a curated record. The transcript is spliced from 17 exons. Lineage: Eukaryota; Metazoa; Chordata; Actinopteri; Siluriformes; Bagridae. Gene Ontology annotation, cellular component: late endosome; retromer complex; retromer, cargo-selective complex. The coding region runs from base 107 to 2497 and encodes 796 amino acids. Gene Ontology annotation, biological process: intracellular protein transport; retrograde transport, endosome to Golgi.
GCUUGCUCCUGGCUGAGUCGAGCUGAGCGGAUCUCCAGCAGUCACAUGACAGAGACAUUUUUUUUGAGCUGCAGAGUGAUUGCUAACAGCUCACUGAUUAAUCAUCAUGCCAACCACUCAGCAGUCACCACAGGAUGAGCAGGAGAAGCUGCUGGACGAGGCGGUCCAGGCCGUGAAAGUGCAGUCUUUCCAAAUGAAGCGCUGCCUGGACAAGAACAAGCUGAUGGACGCACUGAAACACGCCUCUAACAUGCUGGGCGAGCUCAGGACCUCCAUGCUGUCUCCGAAAAGCUACUAUGAACUCUACAUGGCCAUAUCAGAUGAGCUACACUACCUGGAGGUUUACCUGACUGACGAGUUCGCUAAAGGUCGUAAGGUGGCUGAUCUGUAUGAGCUGGUACAAUACGCUGGGAACAUCAUCCCUAGGCUGUACCUGUUGAUAACGGUGGGCGUGGUCUACGUGCGCUCCUUCCCACAGUCGCGCAAGGACAUUUUGAAGGACCUGGUGGAGAUGUGUCGUGGUGUGCAGCAUCCUCUGAGAGGUCUGUUCCUGAGGAACUACCUGCUGCAGUGCACACGCAACAUCCUGCCCGACGACGGGGAGCAGGCCGAGGAGGAGAUGACCGGCGACAUCAACGACUCGAUUGACUUUGUCCUGCUGAACUUUGCCGAGAUGAAUAAGCUGUGGGUGCGAAUGCAGCACCAGGGCCACAGUCGUGACCGCGAGAAGCGAGAGAAGGAGAGGCAGGAGCUGCGCAUCCUCGUCGGCACCAACCUGGUCCGACUCAGCCAGCUCGAGGGCGUUAACGUCGAGAAAUACAAACAGAUUGUUCUGGCAGGAGUCUUGGAGCAGGUGGUGAACUGCAGAGAUUCUCUAGCGCAGGAGUACCUCAUGGAGUGUAUUAUACAGGUUUUUCCAGACGAGUUCCACCUCCAGACCCUGAACCCGUUUCUCCGAGCGUGUGCCGAACUCCACCAGCACGUCAAUGUCAAGAACAUCAUCAUAGCUCUUAUUGACAGGUUGGCUCUGUUCGCUCACAGAGAAGAUGGACCUGGAAUCCCAGCUGAAAUCAAACUCUUUGAUAUUUUCUCCCAGCAAGUGGCCACAGUCAUCCAGUCUCGUCAGGACAUGCCGUCGGAGGACGUGGUGUCUCUGCAGGUGUCCCUCAUUAACCUGGCGAUGAAGUGCUACCCCGAACGCGUGGAUUACGUGGACAAGGUUCUCGAGAGCACUGUGGAGAUCUUCAACAAGCUCAAUCUGGAACACAUUGCAACAAGCAGUGCCGUAUCGAAGGAGCUCACCAGGCUGCUGAAGAUCCCUGUGGACACCUACAACAACAUCCUGACUGUCCUGCAGCUCAAACACUUCCCGCCGCUCUUUGAGUACUUCGAUUACGAGUCGCGCAAGAGCAUGAGCUGCUACGUGCUCAGCAACACGCUGGACUACAACACCACCAUCGUGGCCCAGGAGCAGGUGGAUGCAAUCCUGAACCUGGUGUCCACACUGAUCCAGGAUCAGCCAGAUCAACCUGCUGAGGAUCCCGACCCAGAGGACUUUGCGGAGGAGCAGAGUUUAGUGGGUCGCUUCAUCCACCUGCUACAUUCCGACGAUCCGGACCAACAGUACCUGAUAUUAAACACAGCCAGGAAGCACUUCGGAGCCGGGGGUAAUCAGAGGAUCCGCUACACGCUGCCCCCGCUGGUGUUCGCCGCCUAUCAGCUGGCCUUCCGCUACAAAGACAACGCCUCUUCGGACGAUAAGUGGGAGAAGAAGUGCCAGAAGAUCUUCUCCUUCGCCCAUCAGACCAUCAGUGCUCUGAUCAAGGCCGAGCUGGCCGAGCUGCCGCUGCGUCUCUUCCUGCAGGGGGCGCUGGCCGCCGGGGAGAUCGGCUUCGAGAACCACGAGACCGUCGCCUACGAGUUCAUGUCCCAGGCGUUCUCUCUGUAUGAGGAUGAGAUCAGUGACUCUAAGGCCCAGCUCGCAGCCAUCACGCUGAUCAUCGGCACGUUCGAGCGCAUGCGCUGCUUCAGCGAGGAGAACCACGAGCCUUUGAGAACCCAGUGCGCUCUCGCCGCCUCCAAACUGCUGAAGAAACCCGACCAGUGCCGGGCAGUCAGCAUCUGCGCUCACCUCUUCUGGUCCGGACGCAACACCGACAAGAACGGAGAUGAGAUUCGUGAUGGGAAGCGUGUGAUGGAAUGCUUGAAGAAGGCCCUGAAGAUCGCAAACCAGUGCAUGGACCCGUCUCUGCAGGUCCAGCUCUUCAUCGAGAUCCUCAACCGCUACGUGUGUUUCUACGAGCGCGAGAACGACGCGGUAACUGUCCAGGUCCUGAACCAGCUGAUCCAGAAGAUCCGUGAGGAUCUGCCCAACCUGGAGGCGAGCGAGGAGACGGAGCAGAUCAACAAACACUUCCACAACACACUGGAACACCUCCGCCUGCAGAGGGAGUCGCCCGAGUCAGAGGGCCCCGCCUACGAGGGGCUGGUCCUGUAGAGGUCACGCCCCUUUCAUCCAACACACAUACCUACAUCUGUCUGUGUACACACCCUAUAGACAUACUGAGAGUGUGUGUGUCCGUGUGUGUGUCACACCUGAACAUCUGCUCCAGCUAAUAGAAAAGCCCAACCGAACCGCCAUCUUCAUGUCACUGUCUCUUUUAGUUCUUUAUUUUCUCCUUUUAUCUCUCUCACUCUUCAUCAUCGUUUUGAUCUGUAAUUUAAGUAAAUUAUAAUUAAAAUAAUCAUUUCUAUCUCUUUCUCUUUUGUAGUUUUUCUUUCUUAUUCCUUUUCUCUUUUCCUCUUUCUGUUAUUCCUUUCAUUCUUUUUCUCUUUCUUUAACAAUUUUCUCUUUAAUUUUUUCUGCUUUUUGUAAAUUCUUUCUUUUUUUUCUUCCUUCUUCUUUCUUAUCUGGCUUAUUUGCUCCGCGAGCCUGUUUGUGGAGGUUCAUUAGGAUGCUCUGCGUUUUUCCGCAUUUCUCUUCGCUCUUAAAGAGAAUCAGAGCUGCUGCUGUUCUUUGUUAUUCUGUCAUCUUUCUGUGUCCUUCUCUCUCUCUCUGCUUUUCCACCCUGUCCCUGUCUGUGGCGGUGUGGUCAGUGUAUGCUGGAGUAAAAUGUGAAGAGAUGAAAUGGUGUGUGUGUGUCACAUGCUGGUGCGCUGGCUUUUCUACAGAGCGGAGGCAGACGUGAGCGUGCUCAGAUGAAAGUGUGUGUGUCUGUGUGUCUGUCUGUCUGUGUGUGUGUGUGGCUACCAAUUUCCUCAGCCUCCAGCUCUAUCACGUUCCCUUCUAUUUUUUUUAACUGAUUAUUUCCCUCUGUUCCCUCUGCGUGUCCUGUCUGUAUAAUCUUACUGUAAAUCAGCUACAAUGAAAAAUCAUUGAUUUCAUGACAUUUGCGCAAAUAAACAAAUUAUUAACCCUGAGAAAACAUUA